Suncus etruscus (white-toothed pygmy shrew) is the source of this 2552-nucleotide messenger RNA. It is a transcript of the gene MIPEP, whose product is annotated as mitochondrial intermediate peptidase. Bases 1 to 2394 code for a protein of 797 amino acids. Gene Ontology annotation, molecular function: metalloendopeptidase activity. NCBI's taxonomy places the organism in Eukaryota, Metazoa, Chordata, Mammalia, Eulipotyphla, Soricidae. Gene Ontology annotation, cellular component: mitochondrion. The record is from RefSeq and is a predicted model, not a curated record. The transcript has 19 exons. Gene Ontology annotation, biological process: peptide metabolic process.
AUGCUCUGCCUCUGCCUUCCCCGCCGGGGGUGCGGCGCUCGCCGGGUCUUGCGGCAGAGGAGUCACCGCCUCCUGCCGCUCUCCACUCCGACCGCUCGGGGGCGCCAUGCUCUGGCGCCCUCUGACACGGCGCCGGAGAGACGCUCUUGCUUCGGGGUCGGCGAGUCGCGCCCCGCCUCCCGGAAGCGCUCCCGUCACGUGACGCAGCGCGAGUCGCUGCCUUGGAAACGCGCGGCGCUGCCGGCUUCUGGGGGCCGCGAUGCUGUGCGCUGGGGGUGCUCCGGUCCCGGUGGGCGGCCCCUGCGGCCGGGACCGUCGCUUCUGGGCGGCCUAGGAGGCGAGAUUCGGGCCCGAGGGGUCAGCACGCGCUGGGCCCCGGUGGGCGCCGCUUUCAAUGUCAAGUCCCAGGGCCGCGGCCUGGACCUGUUCGGCGAGCGCCGGGGUCUUUUUGGAGUGCCUGAGCUUAGUUCCCCAGAAGGAUUCCGCAUUGCACAAGAAAAUGCCCUGCGAAGGACGGACUGGCUAGUGGAGCGGGCUUGUACUCUGCCACCUGGGCCUGGCAUCGUGCUCCUAUUCGACGAGCUCUCGGAUUGCUUGUGUAGCGUAGCUGACUUGGCUGACUUUGUGAAGAUUGCUCACCCAGAGCCAGCUUUCCGAGAUGCAGCUGAAGAAGCCUGUCGAAAUAUUGGCACCAUGGUUGAAAAGUUGAACACAAAUGUAGAAUUAUAUCGAAGUUUGCAAAAAUUACUAGCUGAUAAGGAACUUAUGGAGUCCCUUGAUCCUGAAACCAGACGAGUGGCUGAACUGUUUAUGUUUGAUUUUGAAAUCAGUGGAAUUCAUCUAGAUGAAGACAAGCGUAGAAGAGCAGUGGACCUGAAUGUUAAAAUCUUGGAUUUGAGUAGUAAGUUUCUUAUGGGGACCAACUUUCCUAAUAAGAUUGAAAAGCAGCUCUUGCCUGAACAUAUCCGCCGCCACUUUGUACUUGCUGGAGAACAUGUCAUAAUCGAUGGCCUGCAUGCAGAAGCCCCAGAUGACUUGGUACGAGAAGCUGCUUAUAAAAUUUUUCUUUAUCCCAGUACUGAACAACUUAAAUGUUUGGAAGAAUUGCUCAGUAAUCGAGAUCUUCUGGCAAAAUUAGUAGGCUAUUCCACAUAUUCCCACAGAGCUCUCCAAGGAACAAUAGCUAAAACUCCAGAGACUGUCAUACAGUUCCUUGAGAAGCUAUCUGACAAACUCUCUGAAAGAACUCUGAAAGAUUUUGAGAUGAUGCAAGCGAUGAAAAUGAAACUAAAUCCUCAAAAUUCUGAACUAAUGCCCUGGGACCCCCCUUACUACAGUGGUGUGAUCCGUGCAGAGAGGUACAACAUUGAACCCAGCUUAUAUUGCCCAUUUUUUUCCCUGGGAGCAUGCAUGGAAGGCUUGAAUAUAUUGUUUAGUAAACUGCUAGGGAUUUCGCUGUAUGCUGAGCAGCCUGCCAAAGGAGAAGUUUGGUGUGAAGAUGUCCGGAAGUUGGCUGUUGUUCAUGAAUCUGAGGGAUUGUUGGGGUACAUUUAUUGUGAUUUUUUUCAGCGAGCAGAUAAACCACAUCAGGAUUGUCAUUUUACAAUUCGUGGGGGCAGAGUAAAGGAAGAUGGAGACUAUCAACUACCAGUUGUAGUUCUAAUGCUGAAUCUUCCACAUUCCUCAAGAAAUUCUCCAACUUUAUUGACUCCUGGAAUGAUGGAAAAUCUUUUCCAUGAAAUGGGACAUGCAAUGCAUUCUAUGCUUGGACGCACACGUUACCAACAUGUUACUGGAACCAGGUGCCCCACUGAUUUUGCUGAGGUCCCUUCCAUUCUGAUGGAAUACUUUGCAAAUGACUAUCGAGUGGUGAGCCAGUUUGCCCGACAUUAUCAAACUGGGCAGCCACUGCCCCAAAAUAUGGUGUCACGUCUCUGUGAAUCUAAAAAGGUCUGCGCAGCAGCUGAUAUGCAACUUCAGGUAUUUUAUGCCACUCUGGAUCAAAUUUACCAUGGAAAGCAUCCUCUGAAGAAGUCAACCACAGACAUUCUCAAGGAAACACAGGAAAAAUUUUAUGGCUUACCAUAUGUUCCCAAUACUGCCUGGCAGGUUCGAUUUAGCCACCUCGUAGGCUACGGUGCCAAAUACUACUCUUACCUCAUGUCCAGGGCGGUAGCGUCUAUGGUUUGGAAGGAAUGUUUUCUGCAGGAUCCUUUUAACAGGGCUGCAGGGGAGCGUUACCGUCGGGAGAUGCUGGCUCAUGGAGGUGGUAGGGAGCCUUUGCUCAUGAUCCAAGGUAUGCUUCAGAAGUGCCCUUCCACUGACGACUUUGUAAAUGCCCUGGUUUCAGACUUGGACCUGGACUUUGAAACUUUCCUCAUGGAUUCUGAAUGAUAACAUCUCGAACCUUUUAUAUCAUGAUCAUACCAAUAUAAGCUUUGCUGCAGGUGUACAGCUGUGAACUUUUGUUUCUGAUAUCAGUAUUCAGUUCUGGUGUGACUUCUGAAAAGCCUUACCUGAUGGAAGUUUAAAUAAAUAAUUUGUUUACAUUA